AUGAGUUUUAAGAAAGGAGCCCAUUUCACACCCGCAAGGGCAGGGGCGAGCAUACCGAUAAGAUUAUCACGAAGGAGUAUCCGAGCGUUAUUAUAUUGUGUAGGAUUCCUGGGAGUAUUUACAUUUAUCACAAAAGUCGGGGGCCCGGGUUCACUAUCUCUGUACAAACCGCUUAAGCACCCAUUGGGAGGCGAAGAGAGUAUAAUUGAUACAAACAAAGUCUACCCACUCACCAAGACUUCCAGCCAUAUAACCCCCUUCCCAUCCAGCUUCAACCCUCUCUCAGAGUCCACCCCACUCACCCCCGGGCCCUGGACCGCCCACUUCCCCAGCAUCGUAGCCAUCAACCAGCCCUUCCGUCUGCGCAUCGAAUGCAACCAUGGAGACACCGAGUACUGCCCCCCGAACUACAACAUCCAACUCUACGGCCCGACCGCCGCCUCCGUCCCCGUCACCGCCCUCACAAAAAUCAACCCGCGCACCGUCGAAGCCGCGAUGGUGCUCCACGAAGAGGGAGAAUACCAGGUCUACGCAUGGCCAAACUACCCCAACUGCACCGAACUGCAGGGCGACCCCGACGCCGCUAAGCUCUACAAGCAGUCUGUUGGCGGAACACCACACCUGCUCAUUGCCCAGAGAGGCCCCUUCCCAAUCGGUAGAGACAAGCACGACGUCCACCGCGCUUGUAAGAGCUACGAAGAGGUGCUGGAUGGACGGUGGAUCAACCACGACCUUGUCGAGGCCAGAAUGCGGUCCACAUACUCGUACGGCGAAUUCCGCCCCUCCUCGCAGGUCUCGAUAGCGGGGAACUCCCUGCCCGACCACUCGCGGUACGUGUACUCACCCUACGAGUGCAAGAUCCCGCACAGGAGCUUUGCGGAUGUCCUGGACGAGGUGCCGGCGCUGCGCCAUGUGGUGUUCAUCGGCGGCUCAGUGGCUCGUGGGUAUGUGUGCGCGCGGGCGUUCCCAGAGUUAUUUGGGAGCGACGAGAGUACGGGUGUGUGUGAGCAGCACCCGGAAAUGUCGCUGCUCGAGCACGGCAAUCGGGCUGCCACGCGGACAUACUCCAUCUCCCAGGGACGCAAGGUUGACGUCACGUUUGCGUUUGUGGGGGGGAAGUUCCGUGAUGCCGUGAAGCGCCUCGACAAGCUGGAGACACCACAGGUUGUGGUGUUCGACGUGGGCAACUUUGCCAGUAGCAUGUCCGACGACGAGUUUCUCGCGUACCACAAGACGGCUUUCGACUACUUUGACAGCCGCUGGAAGGGCGCUCAUGUGCUCGUGCGGUCGACCGCUAGCGUGGUGCAGCCGCUGCAGUGCUUCGAGGAGGAGGGCCACACGCGGGCUAACUCAUGGAGGAAGCGUAAUAUGACACUCGCUGCUGUCAAGGAGUGGGCUGCGCGGAUGAAGGCUGAGAGGGCGGCUAAGAUGGAUGAUAUGGAGCUUGAGGAGACGGCCAGCACCCGCGUGUCGUUUAUCGAUGCGUACAGCAUCACGGACCUGAGGCCCGAGACGAGCAUGGAUGGGUAUCACUGGAUGUAUCCGUCGCCGAGGAUGGAGAAGGGUUUUUUGGCGGAGAGGCCGACGGUGGGCGAGGCGGAUGAUAUGUUGCUCGAUUGGAUGUGGGAUGAAAUUGUAAUGAGGAGGUCGGUGACGUCGCUCUGA
This is a messenger RNA of Morchella importuna, 1665 nucleotides long. RefSeq lists its product as uncharacterized. Lineage: Eukaryota; Fungi; Ascomycota; Pezizomycetes; Pezizales; Morchellaceae. Bases 1 to 1665 code for a protein of 554 amino acids. The transcript has 3 exons. The record is from RefSeq and is a predicted model, not a curated record.